This is a messenger RNA of Mycotypha africana, 266 nucleotides long. RefSeq lists its product as uncharacterized. The record is from RefSeq and is a predicted model, not a curated record. The transcript has a single exon. The coding region runs from base 29 to 253 and encodes 74 amino acids. NCBI's taxonomy places the organism in Eukaryota, Fungi, Mucoromycota, Mucoromycetes, Mucorales, Mycotyphaceae.
GCAAAAGUUUGGAUCGGGUACUGAGGAAAUGCACGACAUUUCCCAUAUACUUUGCCUCUUCUUUGAAUUUUUUGCCUGCUGUAUGACCGAUCAUUCACUAAAUCGAGCAAUGCAUCAUAUGAAAAUUUUGGUUUACGCCUUCUCCUUAUUUUCAAGAACGGUGACGAUCCUUUCAGCCUUCCAGCAAAUUUUUGUCGUAUAUGUGUCGUAUAUGUGUCGUAGCUUUGUCGUAUCAAUAAUGUCAAAUCAGUAGAAUUCAGUCUGGG